AAAAAAAAAAAAGCCUAAAAUGGGCCUAUUGAAUUCUAAAAACCCCAAAGCCAAGCAAGCCCGAAUUCUUCUUCUGGGACUUGACGCUGCUGGGAAGUCUACUCUCCUUUACAAAUUAAAGUUUGCUAAGGAUAUUGUGACCAACCCAACAGUAGGUUUCAACGUGGAGAUGAUUGAGCUGGAAAAGGGUGUUCCACUUACGGUCUGGGAUGUUGGAGGACAGGAAAAAAUGAGAACUGUGUGGGGCCUCUACUGUGAGAACACCGAUGGGCUGGUAUAUGUUGUGGACAGUACAGAUACACAGCGACUGGAAGACUCCAGGAGAGAGUUUGAGCAGAUUUUGAAGAAUGAGCACAUUAAAAAUGUGCCUGUUAUCCUGUUAGCCAACAAACAAGACGUGCCUGGUGCUCUGAGUGCCGAGGACAUCACCAGAAUGUUCAAAGUGAAGCAACUCUGCAGUGACCGGAACUGGUACGUGCAGCCCUGCUGUGCUGUCACCGGGGAUGGGUUGAUGGAGGGGUUCCGGAAGUUAACUGGAUUUGUGGAAAGCCACAUGAAAUCAAGAGGAGACAUAUUAGCAUUCUUCAAGCAGAACUGAGGUCCAAGUGGGGAAAGAGAUGCUGAUGAAGUUGAAAGGGUAAUUUUUUCUCCAGGCCAAGUGAGAAAAGCAAGUUGCCGAGUUGGCAAACUUUUCCUGAA
Messenger RNA from Balaenoptera acutorostrata (minke whale), 699 nucleotides. RefSeq names its product ADP ribosylation factor like GTPase 14 (gene ARL14). The transcript has a single exon. NCBI's taxonomy places the organism in Eukaryota, Metazoa, Chordata, Mammalia, Artiodactyla, Balaenopteridae. The record is from RefSeq and is a predicted model, not a curated record. The coding region runs from base 20 to 598 and encodes 192 amino acids. Gene Ontology annotation, molecular function: GTP binding; GTPase activity. Gene Ontology annotation, cellular component: cytoplasm. Gene Ontology annotation, biological process: intracellular protein transport; vesicle-mediated transport.